CAGCUAACAAAGGAAGUUUCAAGAUGGCAUCUUCGAAUCAUAAGACAAAAACCUGGGAGCAAAUUGACUCUGUGAUUAACAAGAAUACAGAGCAAAUAGUCCAAGAUUUGCCUUUGAAUACCACCAUUGCAGCGGCCUUCAUAUCUGCAGGUGUUUUCGAAGCUGUUGACAUGGAGAAAGUUCUGGAGACCAAGGUAGGGCGAGACAGGGCCUUCUGGCUGUGCAGAAACAUUCCUAGAGACUUGGACAAGGUGACAAAAUUUGCACAUAUUCUUGGAAACCAUGGACUAGGCCAUCUAGAGAAGGCACUGUUAAAAGGGUUGGAAGACAUAGCAGUUCCUGUCACAGAAACAACUCCCAUCCCAGAGUCACAAAGGCCACAACUUGAUGAGAAGAGAGUUGAGAGCAUGAUUACUCUUGCUUUGGAAAAACAGAAUGAAAAAUUCAACUCCCAAAUUAGCCAAGUGAUGACUGAAUUUAAUAGUUUAAAAGAAGACAAAAUGCACCUCCAGAACACCCUCACCCAGGUGACAGCUGACUUGGUACACUUGAAGCAGGAAAAUGACAUACUGAAGAAGGAGAUGGAAGCCGGGACCAGAGUAAUCAAGGAACUUAAAGAAGAAAACAGUCAAUUAAUGAAAAAUCUGCAAGAAGAAACAGAGAAGAGAAAACAAGUAGAAGAAGACCUGAACAAAGCGAAUAUGAAGACCAAAGAUAAAAAUCCCCAGUGUUCUUGCUCAAAGAAAAACACGCUGCAAGGCAAGUUGCCAGCGGGGAAUGAGUUACAGUCGGUGACCAGCCUGGCCUCGAAUCAAGACAUUCUGAAAGCACAGGUCAGAAGUCUGGAAAGGCAAGCAAUGAAAUGGAAAAAUAGAUAUGAGCAGCAACGUAAGAAAAAUAGUUGUUGUUGUUGUUUUUUAAAGAAGACAUACGACGAAGACAAAAAGAAACAUUAACUCUCUGUAUCGACCCAACCAACAACCUGGACAUAUUUGUUUAGAAUACAUAACAACGUGCAGUGUCACUUGAAUUGAUCACUGAUUGUUAUAUGAAAUUUAAAAUACAUAUUUGUUUAAUUAUGAUGCAAUCUCCAUAUUUACCGGAGAUGUGUUUUGGAGGUUUGGGGCAUGAGCUAUAAGAGAAAUGUAACUUUUUUUAAUUAUCCACACUCUAUGAUCUGUGAAGCUUUUGUAUCUAC
This is a messenger RNA of Lingula anatina, 1198 nucleotides long. RefSeq lists its product as uncharacterized. The record is from RefSeq and is a predicted model, not a curated record. Lineage: Eukaryota; Metazoa; Brachiopoda; Lingulata; Lingulida; Lingulidae.